Messenger RNA from Caenorhabditis elegans, 351 nucleotides. RefSeq names its product Lipoprotein (gene Y71H2B.4). Lineage: Eukaryota; Metazoa; Nematoda; Chromadorea; Rhabditida; Rhabditidae. The transcript has 2 exons. The coding region runs from base 28 to 300 and encodes 90 amino acids. The record is from RefSeq and is marked reviewed.
AAAGCUCCGAGCCAGUCUGCCGCCGGAAUGCGGAUCGCCUUGAUUUUCCUCGUUCUCCUCGUUUCCUUCGCCUCGUCAUGCAAGAAUUUCGAUAAAUAUAUGAAUAUGUUCUGCCGUUACGGCUUGGAGCAAUCCCCAUGCACUGUUGAGGAUUAUAGCACCUACAAAUCCGCGUGCUGUGCCAUGAAGAACAACUGCUCGUACAAGGAAUUCCCGAAGGAUGAUGUCUGCUGCUUCACUGUUGAGUGCCUCAAGAGAUGCUUCCCGGAGAAGCUGCUCAAGAACGAUAAAGUCUAUUAAAUAAUUGGAUUUUGAUGUUUUAAUUUUUUUCCAAUAAAGCCAAUUUUUUAG